CUCCCACGGACUAUGGCCUCUUGGUGGGCGCCGGAAGCAGGAAGCGCGAGAGGGAUCCGUGAGCAAAAACAAACAGCCACCGUCUGAGUCGGAUAUUGGUGACAAGAUGGCGGUGACGCGGCGGGGUCGCUCGGGGCUGAGCUCCCUCCUCCUGCUGAUGCUCGCUCUGGGCGGCAAAGGGGCUUGGGCCGACGCGGAUCCUGCUCCUGACUCUCUUCCGGAGGCGUUUGAGCCGGCGUUGGGCAGUACCGUUCCCUGUCAACGGACCUGCCAGAGCACCUACCCACUCCACACUUACCCCAAGGAAGAAGAAUUGUAUGCAUGUCAGCGGGGCUGCAGACUCUUCUCGAUUUGCCAGUUUGUGGAUGAUGGCAUUGACUUGAAUCGGACCAAACUGGAAUGUGAUUCUGCAUGUUCCGAGGCUUAUUCCUCUCGGUCUGAUGAACAAUAUGCUUGCCAUCUUGGAUGCCAGAAUCAGUUGCCAUAUGCUGAACUGAGGCAAGAGCAACUCAUGUCCUUAAUGCCAAGAAUUCACCUUCUCUUCCCCCUUACACUUGUGAGAUCAUUCUGGAGUGAUAUGAUGGACACAGCCCACAGCUUCAUAACCGCAUCAUGGACUUUCUAUCUUCAAGCUGACGAUGGCAAAAUAGUUAUAUUCCAGUCAAAGCCAGAAGUGCAGUAUGUUCAGAGUCCUGAGCAGGAAGCUAUGGAUUUAAAAGAAUCGUCACUUAACAAAGAAUCUUAUCUACAACCAAGAGGUUCACCGACGCACAAAGGAUUUUUUGAAGAGGAUGAAAAUGACAGCUUCUUCAAAUGUAUUUCAGUAAAUUCUGGCUGGAUAUUAACUACUACACUUGUCCUCUCUGUGCUGGUAUUGCUUUGGAUUUGUUGUGCCACAGUUUCUACUGCUGUGGAGCAAUAUGUUCCACCUGAGAAGCUGAGUAUUUAUGGAGACUUGGAGUACAUGAAUGAACAAAAACUGAGCCGGUAUCCAGCGUCUGCUCUCGUGGUGGUUAAAUGCAAGGCUGAUGAACAAGAAGCAGGACCUCUACCUACAAAAGUUAACCUGAUUCAGUCGGCAAUAUAAACGGCUUUUUGACGUGAAUUCAUCAGUCUAAUUCUAAGACUUCUGUCAACUCUGGUGACUUUUCGGGCUUUUGGGGUGCGGGGUGGUCUGUAUAAGAUGCGAAUAAAGUUACAGAAUCAAUGAAGAUUGUACUGUCAUGGGAUUCAAUCUCUCUUCUAGGGACAAAAUGAAAUACUGGACACAUGGGGUUUGUAGUGCAUUACACUUAUCUGCAUUUUUUUGCUUACCAGAACGUAAGUAUUGUCUGUACAUGUGCAUAUUCUGAACAUUUGUCUGUACUUCAGAAUGUAUAUUUGGAAUCAUUUUCAAAAAGUGUAAGAAAUGUUCAGUGGUCAGAGUUACCUUUAAGUUGUCUUCAUCUGUGGGUAAAUGAAAAUAAUAUGUAUUGCUGCUUUCACAAACCUUAGUGCCUGGAAUAGUCCUUUUUCCACAAAAAGAAUAUAUUAUUCUUUACAUUUCUACACUUCUGGCCAAUUUCUGGCACUGAAGGCAUGUAGAUAAAAAAUAAAACUUUAAUAAAAGUCCUCCAUAUAGGGGCAUCAUUUCUGUAUUGUGUUCCUUUGAAACAAAUACACUCUUGAAAUAGCUAUUUAAAAUUGAGUUGUAUUUUUUGUUACAAUCUUUGCCAUGUUUUAUGUUUGCUAUGCUUGUUGUCUCAGCAUGGUGACUCCAUUUUUAGAAGACUGCACACACACACACACACACACACACACACACACACACACACACACACACACCAAAAGCAAAAUUAUAGGCAAAUAGAACAUUGACCAGCUUCUUAUUCGAGCAUUUAAUUGACCACAAUUAUUCUUGUAUGUUUAACACCAUCUACACUGACCCUCCAUGAAACGGCUAUAUUUCUAAAGCCUGAUGAAUUAACUAGAAUACCACAUUAGGCUGAGACUUAUGUGGAAACAAUUGUGUUCUCUAACACAACUCUAUCAAUCGAUAUUUUCCAAAGCUAAUUCCAAGUUCCUGUAACUUUGAUUUAUGUUUUAAAUAUAGUUCUGAAUGUGUUUGAGAUUUGUGUUCAGUGUUAUACACAAGUGCUCCUAAAACUGUUGGUUGCUCUUUGCUAAUGGGUAAAAAUAUUUUGGAAAAUUCUGAACAUCUUAAUUCAGCCUACUAAAAUGUUCGUUUUUAUGAAGCUAAGAGGCAAACUACUGCAAUCCCAUGGUAAAGUGACACUGUGUGCAAGCCAAUAGCAUCAGAAUGCAGUUUUCUAUUAGUUUCACCUUAUUUUGAGCAUCUCCAAAUAUGUAUGAUAUAGAGACCAAUUCUGAUAAUUUUGUGUUUGGGGUAAUGGGGUUUUCUACAUAAAAUGAAAUCUGCAUUGAUUGAAUUACAACAGCCUAAUAUUUUAACUUGCAAAGGCAAUCUAAAUAAACUUUGAUAUUCUUUUAUCUAGUCCAUAAUUUUCUAAAGUUUGAGACAUCCUAUUUCUUAUAGGAAAAAAUAGUCAACACUGAUUAACCUGUGAAUUAGUUUAAAGCAACUCAUGCAGCAUGUGUUAUAUAGAAUAGAUUUCAUGACGUCAGUUGCCUUGGUUUUCAAUUUGCAGUAAUUAAAGACUAUCAAACAAUUCAGUGAUUACUUCAACUGUAGUUGUUCUAAAUUAUAAGUUAUAUUUGAAGUCUAAUGAUGUAUCUGCCUGUAUUUGUGAAAAUCCCAAGCUAAAAAACAGGAAGGAUCAAACGGACUGAAAUUCUGAUGGUAUAUCAUAUUAUCCUAACAAGUGAAACUGUGGAAACUCAAGGUAUUGCCAGUGCCUGAUAUUACUAGACACUUUUUUAUUCCUGUGACAAACUUGAGCAAAAAACUAUUUAAUAUUCUGCAAUAAAUCCAUGGCUGAAAACUAGUCAGGCUUUUACAGUAUUAAGAUUUCAUUUGUAUGCAACUUUCUUUAAUGAGAGACAUUAACAUCCAUUCUUAAGCAUAACUAGAUAACAAAUUCAGUUGUGGAUGCACUUGGAAACAACUCCAAAGUCCUCCUUUGCUGUGCUCUAGACCAACAAUUGAAUACCAAGUAUGGAGGGGUAUAAGAUGAUAGCACCAGUGUUCAGAUGAUAGCACCAAAGUGUUUGUACCUGUAUAAGAGAUUCUACUGUAUAAAUGAAGUGGAACACUGUUACAUAGAACUAUUGGGGGGGGGGUAUAUUUUGAGAAAUAUCUGCCCUUGACCUUGGCUUUUAAGUAUCCCACAAUGAUACAAGGCAGAAAUGUUUCAACUAUAUAGACAUAUAAAAUUUCAGAUUUGUUUUAAGCUACAGUUAAGUCUUUAAACUAUUUUUCUGGCUCUGUCAAUAUAUUGCUCUGUUGUAGAAUUAAAAAGGUAGACUUUCUUCUUUGUUAGUUUUUGUGUCUGUAUCUGAAAAAAGGUACAUCUCUAAAGUUUUUAUUCAAAGUUCCUGAGAUUCUUCAGAUUUAGCCAUAGCUCUGCUGAAUCUUGAGAUGUGUCCAAGACAUAUACAGAGAGAUUCUGGGCAGGCCAAAUUAGAAGGAUAAAAGAGACAAAAGUAAAAGGCAUGCAAAAAUCUCUUCCUCCCAUAUACACUAAUAAGUCUUAAGGCUAAGGCAAACUUCUCACCUCACUUCCUCCCUGCUGUUAUUGAAAUUGGGUGAGUGAUGCCCAAAAGUGUGAUAUGCUCCCUCUUCUCAUCUCUAUUUAGGUGGUAGCUUUCAAGGAUCUUUUAAAAAAACCACAUUUCUUUGUUUAAGGAGCACACGGGGGAAACACUGCAAACAUAAAUAACCUAAUCAAUACUCUAUAUUCACACCUUAUUUGGAGCAAGAAUGCCAAAUUAUUAGAAGUUUCCUAAAGAAAUAACUUAGUCUCUUCUACGGAAACUCCUCUAUCAUGCCUCAGGGUUUUGUGUUUUUUGUUUUUGUGUUUGCCUAUAACCCCACCCCCACCAAAGAAGGCAUCGAUCUCUUUCAGAGCAUGAUCUUAUCAACAUGCACACUGCCAUCAGACUCUGCACCCUGUGCUGCCCAUGUGCACCUCAUUGCUUGCCUCUUGCUUGAGCCAAUGGAAAGAAGGACCCCAGCUAGAACAGUUAGCUAUGAAAAAUGUUUUUCCUCUUUCUCUUACCCUCCCACCUCUGUCCCCUGUCCGUUGCUAUAAUCUGGUGAACAUGCUUUAGGAUUAACCACCCACUUUUCACUUUCUGUACACCUAUUACCCCUCAGUAAAGCAACUCUGUGUUCAA
Messenger RNA from Hemicordylus capensis (graceful crag lizard), 4296 nucleotides. It is a transcript of the gene TMEM59, whose product is annotated as transmembrane protein 59. Lineage: Eukaryota; Metazoa; Chordata; Lepidosauria; Squamata; Cordylidae. Gene Ontology annotation, cellular component: lysosome; late endosome. The transcript has 8 exons. The record is from RefSeq and is a predicted model, not a curated record. Gene Ontology annotation, biological process: positive regulation of autophagy. Bases 107 to 1087 code for a protein of 326 amino acids.